Molecule: messenger RNA, 645 nt
Organism: Pedinophyceae sp. YPF-701
Lineage: Eukaryota; Viridiplantae; Chlorophyta; Pedinophyceae
Source: the annotation of a GenBank genome assembly
AUGUCGUACACGUACCUCUUCAAGUACAUCAUCAUAGGCGACACGGGCGUCGGCAAGUCGUGCCUCCUCCUGCAGUUCACCGACAAGAGGUUCCAGCCCGUGCACGACCUCACGAUCGGCGUCGAGUUCGGCGCGCGCAUCGUGUCCAUCGACAGCAAGCCCGUCAAGCUACAGAUCUGGGACACGGCGGGACAGGAAUCCUUCCGGUCCAUCACACGCUCGUACUACCGCGGAGCAGCGGGAGCGCUCCUCGUGUACGACAUUUCGCGAAGGGAGACGUUCGACCACCUCGCGACGUGGCUGGAGGACGCCAAGCAGCACGCGAACCCCAACAUGACGGUCAUGCUGAUCGGCAACAAGUCGGACCUCUCGCACCGCCGCGCCGUGAGCCAGGAGGAGGGCGCGGCGUUCGCGCGCGAGCACGGGCUGAUCUUCCUCGAGACGUCCGCGAAGACGGCGCACAACGUCGAGGAGGCGUUCAUCAACACGGCGCGCGCCAUCCACCGCAAGAUCGAGGAGGGGACUAUUGACGUAGAGAACGAAAGCAACGGAGUCAAGAAGGGGUACUCCGCGGGGGGCGCCGGCACCGUGCGGCCGGGGUACGGACAGCAGGGCGCCGGCACGCGCUCCGCGUGCUGCUCGUGA